Messenger RNA from Gymnogyps californianus (California condor), 1014 nucleotides. It is a transcript of the gene PAFAH1B2, whose product is annotated as platelet activating factor acetylhydrolase 1b catalytic subunit 2. The transcript is spliced from 6 exons. Lineage: Eukaryota; Metazoa; Chordata; Aves; Accipitriformes; Cathartidae. The coding region runs from base 22 to 747 and encodes 241 amino acids. The record is from RefSeq and is a predicted model, not a curated record.
AGGCGCCCGCCCGAGAGCGCCAUGGAGUCGCGGGGGGAACCGCAGCCGCCGAACAGAAUGAGCCAGGGGGACUCGAACCCAGCAGCAGUCCCGCAUGCCGCUGAAGAUAUUCAGGGAGAUGACAGGUGGAUGUCGCAGCACAAUAGGUUUGUCUUGGACUGCAAAGACAAGGAGCCCGACGUGCUCUUCGUGGGUGACUCCAUGGUGCAGUUGCUACAGCAGUAUGAGAUAUGGCGAGAGCUCUUCUCACCGCUCCACGCGUUGAAUUUCGGGAUUGGUGGAGACACCACAGGACACGUUCUAUGGAGACUGAAGAACGGUGAACUGGAGAACAUUAAACCGAAGGUCAUUGUUGUUUGGGUUGGAACAAAUAAUCACGAAAACACAGCAGAAGAAGUAGCAGGCGGAAUCGAGGCUAUCGUGCGCCUGAUAAACACCCAGCAGCCACAGGCCAAAGUUAUCGUACUGGGCCUGCUACCUCGUGGAGAGAAGCCAAACCCGCUGCGGCAGAAGAAUGCCAAGGUGAACCAUCUGCUAAAAGCCUCGCUCCCCAAACUGCCCAACGUCCAGCUGCUGGACGUGGACGCCGGCUUCGUGCACUCAGACGGCACCAUCUCGUACCACGACAUGUUCGAUUUCCUGCACCUGACGGGAGGGGGCUACGCAAAGAUCUGCAAACCCCUCCACGAACUGAUCAUGCAGCUGCUGGAGGAGACCCCCGAGGAGAAACGAGCUGCCCUGGCCUGAGUAGCGGAUGUCGGCGUUAACAGCAUCAUCCAGCCCAUCGGAUCAGUUCUGUCACUGGCACUACAGAAUCCUUCUUUCUUAAAGCACUUUUCCAUUGUAGAAUGUUACCGGAUGUUCGUACCUAGUGUUUUGAGGGGGAAGGCUAAUGUUUAACUGGUCUUGUACAUAUGAGGGCCGGCUUGGUUGGUUUUAUUGCAGGAGGAAAUUAGCUGAAGAAGAGUUUUGCUUUUAAACCAUUCCUCAUUUAAACCGAGAACAGGACUGUCA